GCUGCUACCUUCAUUGAACACCAAGGAGUUGAUAUUGAUGUCAAUGAUUUGUCUAAUCUCCCCAAACCGUCGAGUGAACCAAGACUGAUGUCAUAUCCCGAGAUCAAGAAAUGUCUCGACACUGCAUCCAGCCGUCUCGUCAUCGUCAAAGACUUCGGCGUCGCUGUCGAUGGUUUCUACCAAUACCUCCCCUCAGUCGAAUCCGGCUACAAGUACAUCUUCUUAAUCCGCGAUCCCCUUCUCGUCGCGAUGUCGUAUCGUCGAUCGGUGGUUGCUUUCAACAAGAAGCACCAUGGCCUCGUGGACGACAGCACUUUCGAUCUAUCAGCGGAAAAGUUCUACCCUGGAGGGGGCGAGGCGUUUCGAAGACUGCACGAGUUUUGGCUCUACGUACGCGCGAACAUCGACCCUAAUCCACUCAUCAUAGAAACAGAUGAUCUCAUUGCGCAUCCCGAGGCGUGCGUCAGGAAAAUCUGUGAAGCGAGCGGAUUGGAAUACCGCGACGCGCUUCUCAAAUGGGAACCUGCAACAUCAAGCAAGGAUUGGAUGAAGUUUGCCAAUACAUCGAUGGGUGGACUGGUAAGGAGUGGGUUUCUAUCUGACUUCCAUACAGGGGCGAUGAAGAGUACGGGAUUUACACCAUCUGCAUCAAGAAGGAAGCCUGAUGAGUCGGAGAUGACACCUGAUGUACUGGGAAUCGUAGAGAAGGGAAUGAAGUACUACAAAGAAAUGUAUGAACAUAGAUUUAUACCAGAUGUGUGAACGGGCGUUUAAUUGUAAUGCUUUACAUGUAUUUUAUCUGUAUUGAUAUUCAUCAGAUACCCAUCCUAUAUUAUUGUCCUCUCCCAGACACUAAUUGGGUCUCUGAAUAUCUCUCACUCUCAGUCUCUGCCUGUCUGUCUCUCUGUUUUAGUUAUACUUUUACUUCUUCUUCAUUUCUCUUUUGCCUUUCUCACUGCUUAAUUGCAUCUCCCCGUGGCUCUUCUCUCUAUUUUUGUGUUGCUCUCU
Messenger RNA from Strongylocentrotus purpuratus (purple sea urchin), 1008 nucleotides. RefSeq lists its product as uncharacterized. The coding region runs from base 88 to 762 and encodes 224 amino acids. Gene Ontology annotation, molecular function: sulfotransferase activity. Lineage: Eukaryota; Metazoa; Echinodermata; Echinoidea; Camarodonta; Strongylocentrotidae. The record is from RefSeq and is a predicted model, not a curated record. The transcript is spliced from 2 exons.